AUGCAGAGCCGUCCAGUUCAGUCUUCCGAACUCCAGUCCGGCUCAGUCCAGUCCAGUCCAUUCAGUGAAAUCUGCGCCCGUCCAGUCCAAUUCCAAUUCAUUCCCUUCCAGCUAAGUACUUUUCAAUCCAGCAUAGCCCAGGUCCAUAUAAGCCAACAGCAGUCGAGUCUAGUCUAGUCCAGUCAAGUACAGUGCAGAGCAGUGCAAUCCGUAGCAGCUCAGCCCAGUCUCGUUCAGUACAGAACAACUAACUGCCGUUGAGUCUAGCACAACGCAGUCCUACUCAGUCAAGUUAGGAACAACCAAGUGCAUUGCGGCCCGUCCAGUCAAGUCAAGUGCUAUUCGGAAAAUUCCACAUUGAAGCCCAAUCAGGUGUAUUUCAGUCCAGUCUUGCCUUCAGUUGUCACACCAACACAAUCAAAAGCGUCUACUUACGGCAUUGUCGUAGAAAGGUCUUUCUUUAUGAUACCUUAAUAAAAUUAUACUUAAUGACUGAAAAGUAAACAAGAAUAAUUGAUAAUCAAUCAAAGAUAAAAUAAAGAAAUAAAAUAUAUAUUUCAAUCACUGAAAACAUUGAUUAAUUCUUGAAGAACUAAAGAAAUGAUGAAUUGAUAAGGAGAUAAAUAAAUAUGCAAAUAAAUUGAUAUAUUAAUAAGUUCAGGAAUAGUUACGUUGUUAAAUAAAUACAAUUUUAUCGUAUAGUCUGCGUAUAAAAAAUAUUUUUGCAGAAUAUUAAAAUAUAGCACCACGUUGUCUUAAAAGUUUUCAAGUAUUUCUUCUCACAAGACUCAGUUUUCCCAAGACACCAGCUGACCUUUGAAAAGACCCAAGCAAUCACAGGGUCACUAGUGAUUCAUGGUUGAAUUUGAAACACUGGGAUAUCAGUAGAGCAGGACUGGAAUAGAUAAUCAUAACAACAAGCUAAGCAAUACCUGCGAGGAGAAUCUGAAGCUAAGACAUAACCACAGGUAAGUUAAAUGCUUGAGUAAUGGAUUAAAAGCUACUCGAAGCGGAUUGUCUUCCUCUUACAAAAAGUGCUACAUAGUAUAGUAUACUAUAGUAUUGAAGUUAAAGGACGGGUAUUAGUAGAGGAGGACUGGGGUGCUUCAUAAGAAGAUAGCCAUAACAGGAAGUUGUGCUACAACAAAGAGGAGAAACGAAACCUAGGACAUAACCACAGCAACGUUUAAUUUCUGAGUAAUGGAUUAAAGGCCAGUUGAAGCAGAUUGUCUUCCUCUUAGAAAAGUACAACAUAGUAUAGUAUGGUAAAGAAUUAAAUUUUUAAGCUGCGAUAUCAGUAAAACAGAACUGGAGUUCUUCAUGAAAAGAUAGCCAUAACAACAAGCUGAGCUACAAUACUGAGAAGAAUCCAAGGCCAGCACAUGAGUACAGGUAUGUUUAAUGUCUCAGGAAAGGAAGUUUAGAAUAGUCUAGUCUAGUAUAGUGUAAUCUAGGAGUUACAGUUGUCUCGAGUUUGCCAGAAUUAAUAAAAGAGAAGAGCGGGUUUUUUUUUUCGAUUUAAGAGCUUCAGACAUUUUAACUUUCUGCAGCUCAAGAUAAGCUCAUUUUACGCGGCUUUCCAUCGCUGAGAAGGUAAAUAAAGAAUUAUAAAAAUGUGAUACUAACCUGUGUAACAUGGGUUCGUUAACUGAUAGGAAAACCCAGAUGCGUUGCAUAAAGCAGUUGUACGAAAAAGUUAUGGUCGAUCUGCACUACAGGUCAUCUGAAAGAGGUAAGGCCGGCAGGUUUUGAUUGCAACAAGUUUUGUCAGAUUUUUUCUUUUAAGCAUCACCUCGUGACUCACUUUGGAUCGGAGCACGACUGGAGUGCUUCAUAAAAAGAUAGCGAGAACCACAAGCUAAGGUAAAACAGUGUGGAGAAUCCAAAGCUUGGACCUCAGGUACGUUGGAUUUCUGAGUAAUGGAUUACAGGCUAGUCGAAACAGAAAAAGUACUACCUAGUGUAAUAUGGUAACGAAUUGAAUUUAACUGGGAUAUCAGUAAAACAGGACUGGAGUGCUUCAGGAAAAGAUAACAUAACAACAAGCUGAGGUAUAACAGGGAGGAGAAUCCAAGGCCAAGACAUAAAUACAGGUAUGUUAAAUGUCUCAGGAAAGGUAGUACAGUCUAGUCUAGUCUAGUCAGGUGUAGGAGUUAAGGUUGUCUCGAGUUUGCCAGAAUUUGUAUAAAAGAAGAGCGGGCCUUUUUUUCGAUUUAAGAGCUUCUGACAUUUUAACUUUCUGCAGCUCAAGAUAAGCUCAUUUUUAGCGGCUUUCCAUCACUUAGAAGGUAGGUAAAGAAUUAUAAUACUGUGAUACUUAACUGUGUAACAUGGGCUCGUUGGCUAAUAGGAAAACCCUGAUGCGUUGCAUAGAGCAGUUGAACGAAAAAGUUAUGGUCGAUCAGCACUACAGGUCAUCUGAAAGAAGUAAGGCCGGCAUGUUUCCAUUGCAACAAGUUUUGUCAGAUUUUUUUUCUUUUCAGCAUGACCUCGUGGCUCAGUUCGGAUCAGAGCAGGACUCGAGUGCUUUAUAAAAAGAGAGCCAUAACAACAAGCUGAGCUACAACGGCGAGGAGAAUCUAAAGUUAGGAUAUAACCACAGGUACGUUAAAUUUCUAAGUAAUGGAUUAAAGGCUAGUCGAAGCGGAUUGUCUUCCUCUUAAAAAAGUGCUUCAUAGUACAGUAUAGUAUAGUAUUGAAUUUAAAACUAAUAUCGGUAGAGCAGGACUGGACUGCUUCACGAAAAAAUGGCCAAAACGACAAGCUGAGCUACAACAGCGUGGAGAAUCCAAAGCUAAGACAUAACUACACGUAUGUUAGAUGUUACUUUAGUCUAGUAGAGGAGGAACGUCGGUGGGUUCGUUGGCUUAUACGAAAACUCUGAUGCGUUGCAUAGAGGAGUUGGAGGAAAAAGUUAUGGUCGAUCAGCGCUACAGGUUAUCUAAGAGAGGUAAGGCCGGCAUGUUUUGAUUGCAACAAGUUGUUAGAUUUUUUACUUUUCAGCAUGACUUCGUGGCUCCCUUUGGAUCACAUCAUAAACAAGUAGCACAUCGAGCACUUCAUAAGUAAUAUGUAAUCAUUUGUAAGAAUUAUUCUUUUUUUAGACUAUCUGAAAUUUCUGUUUGCAGAACUUUUUAGGUUUCAGUUGUCACACCAACACAUUCAAGAGCGUCUACUUACGGCAUUGUCAUAAACAGGUCUUUUUUAAUGGUACCUUAAUAAAAGUAUACCCGAUAACUUAAAAAUAAACAAGAAUAACUGAUAAUCAAUAAAAGAUAAAAUAAAGAAAUAAAAUAUAUAUCUCAAUAACUCAUUACAUUGAUUAAUUCUUGAAGAACUAAAGAAAUGAUGAAUUAAUAGAGAGAUCAAUAAAUAUGUAAAUAAAUCGAUAUAUAAAUAAGUUAAGAAAUACUUGCGUUAAUAACUGAAUACAAUUUUAUCGUAUGGUCAAUGUAUUUAAAAUGUUUUUGCAUAUGACACCACGUUGUCUAAACGGUUUGCAAGUAUUUUUUCUCACAAGACUUAAUUUUAGCAAGACACCAGCUGACCUUUGGAAAGACACCAGACAUCACAAGGUCGCUAGUGAUUCAUGGCUGAAUUUGCAACACCGAAAUAUCAGUAGAGCGGGACUGGAAUGGAUAAUCAUAAGAAAAGGCUAAGCAAAAGCUGCAAGAAGAAUCCAAAGCUAGGACAUAAGCACAGGUACGUUACAUUUCUUAGUAAUGGAUUAGAGGCUAGUCAAAGCGGAUUGUCUUCUUCUUAGAAAAGUACUACAUAGCACACUAUAGUAAGGUAUUGAAUCUAAGGCUGGGAGAUUAGUAAAAGAGGACUGGAGUGCUUCGUGAAAAGAUAGCCAUAACAACAAGCUGAGAUACAACAGCGAGGAGCAUCAAAGACUAGGACAUAACCACAGGUAUGUUAGAUGUCUCAGUAAAGGAAGUAAAGUAUGGUCUACCGUAGGAGUUUGGGUUUUCUCGAGUUUGCCGGAAUUAAUAUAAAAGAAGAGCAGGCCUUUUUUUCGAUUUAAGAUCUUGAGACAUUCUAACUUUCUGCAGCUCAAGAAAAGCUUGUUUUCAGCGGCUUUCCAUCACUAAGAAUGUAAGUAAAGAAUUAAAACAAUGUGAUGCUAACUUGUGUAAGAUGGGUGCCGUUGGUUGAUAGGAAAACCUUGAGGCGUUGCAUAGAGCAGUUGGUAAAAAAAGUUAUGGUUGAUCAGCACUACAGGUCAUGUGAAAGAGGUACGGCCGGCAUGUUUUGAUUGCAACAAGUUUUGUGAGAUUUUCUUUUUAGUAGGACCUCGUGGCUCAGUUAGAAUAAGAGCAGGACUGGAGUCCUUCAUAAGAAAAUAGCCAUGACCACAAGCUGAGAGACAACAGCGAGGAGAAUCCAAAGCUAGGACAUAACCACAGGUACCUUAAAUUUCUCAGUAAUGGAUUGGUCGAAGCAGAUUGUCUUCCUCUCAGAAAAGUACUACAUAAUAUAGUAUAGUAAAGAAUUGAAUUUAAAGCUGGUAUAUCAGUAGAGCAGCACUGGAGUGUAUCAGGAAAAGAUUGCAAUAACAACAAGCUAAGCUAUAAAAGCAAGGACAAUUAAAGGCUAGGACAACCGCAGGCUCGUUAAAUUUCUCAGUAAUGGAUUAAAGGUUAGUCGAAGCAGGUUGUCUUCCUCUUACUAAAGUACUACAUAGUUUAAUAUAGUAUUGAAUUUGAAGCUGGGACAUCAGUAGAACAGGACUGGAGUGCUUCAUGAAAAGACAGCAAUAACAACAAGCUGAGUUACAACAGAGAGGAGAAUCCAAAGCUAGGACAUAACCACAGGUAUGUUAAAUGUCCUGUGAUUCAUAACUGAAGUAUAGUAUACUUAAGUCUGAUGUAGGAGUUAAGGUUGUCUCAAGUUUGUGAGAACUAAAUUAAGAGAACAGCGCGCCUUUUUUUCGAUUUAAGAGCUUCAGACAUUUAAACGUUCUGCAGCUCAAGAUAGGCUCAUUCAACGGCUUAUCAUUACUGAGAAGGUAAGUGAAGAAUUACAACAAUGUGAUACUAACCUGUGUAACAUGGGUUCGUUGGCUGAUAGGAAAACCCUGAUGCGUUGCAUAGAGCAAUUGGAGGAAAAAGUAAUCGUUGAUCAGCACUACAGGUCAUGUAGUGCUGAUCGACGAUUAUUAAACAUGCUGAUUUUGAUUGGAACAAGUUUUGUUAGAUUUUUUCUUUUCAGCAUGACCUCGUAGCUCAGUUCGGAUCAGAGCAGGACUGGAGUGCUUCAUAAAAAGAUAGCCACAACUACAAGCUAAGCUACAACAGCGAGAAGAAUCCAAAGCUCGGACAUAGUCACAGGUACAUUUAAUUUCUGAGUGAUGGAUUAAAGGCCAGUCGAAGCAUAAAAGUACUACAUAGUAUAGUAUAGUAAACAAUUGAAUGUAAAGCUAGGAUAUCAGUAAAAUAGGACUGGAGUGCUUCAUGAAAAGAUAGCCAUAACAACAAACUGAGCUGAUUACAUCAAAUUAAUUUGUUGUAGUCGUGUUGAUUACAACAAAUUUUUUUAAUCUUUUCUUUUCUUCAUUACCUCGUGGCUCAGUUCGGAUCGGAGAAGGACUGCAUUGCUUCAUAAAAUGAUAGCCAUUACAACAUGAUGAGUUACAACAGCGAAAAGAAACUAAAAGCUUGUACUUAAUAACAGGUACAUUUAAUAUCUGAGUAAUGGAUUAAAGGCUACUCGAAGCGGAUUUUCUUUCGGUUAGAAAAGCACUACAUAGUACAGAAUAGAAUAGUAUUGAAUUUAAAGUUGAAUUAUCGAUAGAACAGGACUGGAGUGCUUCACGAAAAGAUGGCCAUAACAACAAGUUGAGCUACAAAAACGAGGAGAAUCCAAAGCUAGAACAUAACUACAGGUAUGUUAGAUUUCUGAGUAAUAGAAGUAUAGUAUACUUUAGUCCAGUCUGGUGGCGGAGCUAACGUCGUCUCGAGUUUGUCAGAAUUAAUACAAAAGAAGAGCGGGCUUUUUUUUCGAUUUAAGAGUUUGAGACAUUUUAACUUUUUCUAUCAAGAUAAGCCCAUCUUUGGCGGCUUUGCAUCACUAAGAAGGUAGGUAAAGAAUUCUAACAAUGUGAUACUAACCUUUCUAAGAUGGGUUCGUUGGCUGAUAGGAAAACCCUGAUGCGUUGCAUAGAGCAGUUAGAGCAAAAAGUUAUGGUCGAACCGCACUGCAGGUCAUCGGAAAGAGGUAAGGCCGGCAUGUUUUGAUUGCAACAAGUUAUUAGAGUUUUCUUUUCAGCAUAACCUCGUGGCUCACUUUGGAUCACGUCAUAAACAAAUAGCACAUCGAACGCCUCAUAGGUAAUAUUUAAUCACUUGAAAGAAUUAUUCUUUCUUCUGAAAUUUUCUGUUUGCAGAACUUUCUAGGUGGCUUCCUGAUUAAUCGGUUUAAUGACAACGUUUCACUACUCACUAUGUGACGGGUUUAAUAUUUCAACACCUUUUAUUCUCUUAAAAGUUUUCUGUUUUCAGUGGAUAAAAACUAGUGUUUUCAAACAAGGCCUAUCAGCAGCUCAUCAGAAAGGUCACAGAUGACGAUUAAGUGUCAAUAUUCAGUUUGGGAUAAUUCAAGGACAACUAACACGAUGUCCACUGUUACAUAUUUCGUAUGCUCAAAACAUGAAUUGUCCUGAAUAAUUGAAACUGAAAGUAGCUUAAUAUAUUUUUUAUUUAGUUGAUCUUUCCUCAAGACAUCAGUAUAUCAUCCGUCUUUACUAGAAGUCUUUUGCAUAUAAGUCGAGUGUAGAUUAAUGUAUUGCCAUCAACUCCAUUGCAGCACAAUCCUUUGAACUUACUUCCAGCGCUGUGCAAAGAUUUCAUAUGUGGUUUUGUCCAAUGAAGUACAUUCACGUGCAGCGCAGUACAGUCUUUUUCAGUUUCAUUUGGAAACGUGCGAUGCACUUCGGUGUAGAUCACUCUAGCGAGAUGCAGUGAACUGAUUGUCCUGUAUGGUACUUUCAAGUUCAACUGAGGGUAGUGCAGUGUAGUGCAGUCUGGCUAAGUCAAGCUCAAGCUAAGACCUUCCAGUCCAAUUAGGUACAGUGCCGUCCACUUCAGUCUUCUGAAGUGCUUCGGCUCAGUCCACUUCAGUCCAGUCCACUCCGCUGACGUGUAUUCCAUUCGAGUUUGAUCUGGUCCAGUCCAUUGAGUGGAGUCUGUGCUCGUCCAGUCUAGUCCCGUCCUGUCCAAUUCUGUCUGUUCCAGCAUAGCCCAGGUCCAUAUAAGUCAACAGCAGUCUAGUCCAGUCAAAAGCAGUGCAGAACAGUGCAAUCUAUAACAGCUCAGCUCAGUCCCGUUUCGUCCACUCUAGGACAACUAACUGCCGUUGAGUCUAGCACAACGCAGUCCUGCUCAGUCAAGUUAGGAACAACCAAGUGCAUUGCGGCCCGUCCAGUCAAGUGAAGUGCUAUUAGAAAAAGCCCACUGGAGUUGAUAAAAGUAUACCUGAUAACUUAAAAAUAAACAAGAAUAAUUGAUAAUCAACAAACGAUAAAAUAAAGAAAUGAGAUAUAUAUCUCAAUAACUGAUAACAUUAAUUAAUUCUUGAAGAACUAAAGAAAUGAUGAAUUAAUAAGGAGAUGAAUAUAUAUGUAAAUAAAAAUGAUAUAUAAAUAAGUUGAGAAAAAGUUACGUUAUUAAAUAAAUACAAUUUCAUCGUACGAUCAAUGUAAUAACAAUCAUUUUGCGGAAUAUUAAAAUAUAGCACCACGUUGUCUUAAAGGCUUGCAAGUAUUUUUUCUCACUUGAGUCAGCUUUACCAAGACACCAGGUGACCUAUGGACCAGGGUCGCUAGUGAUUCAUGGCUGAAUUUGCAACACUGAGAUAUCAGUAGAGUAGGACUGGAAUGGAUAAUCAUAACACCAAGCUAAACAACAGCUGCGAGAAGAAUUUAAAGCUAAGACAUAACCACAGGUACGUUAAAUUUCUGAGUAAUGGAUAAAAGGCUAGUGGAAGCAGAUUGUCUUCCUCUUACAAAAGUACUACAUAGUAUAGUAAGGAAUUAAAUUUGAAGCUGGGACUGAAGUGCUUCAUGAAAAGAUAGCCAAAACAACAAGCUGAGCUACAACCCCAAGUAGAAUCCAAAGCUAGGACAUAACCACAGGUAUGUUAAAUGUCUUGGUAAAGAAAAUAUAGUAUAGUUUAGUCUAGUCUAGUGCAGAAGUUAAGAUCGUCUCGAGUUUGCCUGAAUUAAUAUAAAAGAAGAGCGGGCCUUUUUUCAGAUCAAAGAGCUUGAGACAUUUUAACUUUCUGCAGCUCAAGACAAGCUCAUUUUCAACGGCUUUCCAUCACUGAGAGGGUAAAUAAAGAAUAAAAACAAUAUGAUCAGUUGCAGAAUAUUAAAAUACAGUACCACGUUAUCUUAAGGGUUUGCAAGUAUUUUUUUCACAAGACUAAGUUUUACCAAAACAUCAGCUGACCUUUAGAGAGACACAGGCAAUCACAGGGUCGCUAGUGAUUCAUGGCUCAAUUUGCAACACUGGGAUAUCAGUAGAACACGACUGGAAUGGAUAAUCACAACAACACGCUGAGAACCAGCUGCAAGGAGAAUCCAAGGCUAGGACAUAACCACAGGUGCCUUAAAUUUCUGAGUAAUGGAUUAAAAGCUACUCGGAGCGAAUUGUCUACCUCUUACAAAAAGUACUACAUAUUGUAGUAUAGUAUUGAAGUUAACGCACGGAUAUCAGAAGAGGCCGCUGAGCUAAACAGCGAGUAGAAUCCAAAGCUAGGACAUAACCACAGGUAUGUUAAAUGUCUCAGUAAAGGAAGUAUAGUAUAGUAUGGUCUAGUCUAUUGUAAGAGUAAAGGUUGUCUCGAGUUUGCCAGAAUUAAUAGAAAAGAACAGCGCGCCUUCUUUUCCAUUUUAGAACUUGAGACAGUUAAGUUUCUGCAACUCACGAUGACCUCAGCCACUUUGCAUCAGUAAUCACAACAAUUUGAUUCUAACCUGUCUAAGAUGGCUUCGUUCACUGAUAGGAAAACCCUGAUGCGUUGCCUCGAGUAGUUGUAGAAAAAGUUAUGGUCGAUCAGUACUACAUGUCAACUGAAAGAGGUAAGGCCGGCAUGUUUGGAUUGCAACAAGUUUUGUUAGAUUUUCAGCAUGACCUCAUGGCUCAGUUCGGAUCAUAGCAGGACUGGAGUGCUUCAUAAAAAGAGAGGCAUAACAACAAGCUGAGCUACAACAGCAAGAAGAAUCCAAAGCCAGGACAUAACCACAGGCACGUUUAAUUUUUAAGUAAUAAUUUAAAGGUUAGUCGAAGCGGAUUGUCUCCCUCUUACAAAAGUACUACAUAGUAUAGUAUAGUAAAGUAUUGAAUUUAAAGCUGGGAUGUCGAUAGAACAGGACUGGAGUGUUUCAUGAAAAGAUAGCCAUAACAACAAGCUGAGCUACAACAGAGAGGAGAAUCCAAAGCUAAGACAUAACCACAAGUAUGUGAAAUGUCUAGGUAGAGGAAUAUAGUCUAGUCUAGUCUACUCUCGUGUAAGAGUCAAGGUUGUCUCGAGCCGGCAUGUUUUGAUUGCAACAAGUUUUGUUAGAUUUUUUUUUCUUUUUUGAGCUCGACCUCGUGGCUCAGUUUGGAUUAGAGCAGGACUAGAGUGCGUCAUAAAAAGAGAGGCAUAACAACAAGCUGAGCUACAACAGCAAGGAGAAUCCAAAGCUAGGACAUGUUAAAUGUCCCAGUAAAGGAAGUAUAGUAUAGUCUAGUCUGGUAUAAGAAUUAAGGUUGCCUCAGGAUUGCCAGAAUAAAUAUAAAAGAAGAACGAGACUUUUUUUCCAUUUUAUAAGAUGGCAUGUUUUGAUUUGAAACAAGUUGUUAGAAGAUUUUAGAUAUAUGAAAAUUCACAUAUUUGCACUGCGGUGGAAAGAUGAAAUUAGGAGAUCCUCGCAGCUAAGAACACUACUGAAACGAGUAGUUGUAAAUAGGACCUGAAAAAAAUUUCAGGCCCGUACGGGAUUUGAACCCAUGACCUCUGCGAUACCGGUGCAGCGCUCUACCAAUUGAGCUAACAAGCCAACUGGGAGCUGGUCAAUGAAUUGGGUCCAAAUAAACAUCAAAGUGAAUGAAGAUUUUAGAUUUGUUAGAUUUUUUUUUUCCAGCCUGAUCUCGUGGCUCAGUUCGGAUCAGAGCAGGACUGGACUGUUUACAAAAAGAUGGCCACAACAACAAGCUGAGCCACAAAAGAGAGGAGAAUCCAAAGCUAGGACAUAACCACAGGUAUGUUAAAUGUCUCAGUAAAGGAAGUAUAGUAUAGUCUAGUCUAGUCAAGUGUAAGAGUUAAGGUUGUCUCGAGUUUGCCAGAAUUAAUAUGAAAGAAGAGCGCGCCUUUUUUUUCCAUUUUAGAGCUUGGGCCUUUUUAACCUCCUGCAAAUCACGAUAAGCUCUUUUCAGCGACUUUGCAUUACUGAGAAGGUAAGUAAAUAAUCAUAACAAUUUGAUACUAACUUGAGUAAGAUGGCUUCGUUCACUGAUAGGAAAACCCUGAUGCGUUGCCUAAAACAGUUGUAGGAAAAAGUUAUUGUCGUUCAGCUCUACAGGUCAUCUGAAAGAGGUAAGGCCGGCAUGUUUUGAUUGCGACAAGUUUUGUUAGAUUUUAUUUUUCUUUUUUUCAGCAUGACCUCGUGGCUCAGUUCGGAUCAGACCAGGACUGGAGUGCUUUAUAAAAAGAUAGCCAUAACAACAAGCUGACCUACAACAGAGAGGAGAAUACAAGGCUAGGACAUAACCACAGGUAUGUUAAGCCUCUCAGUAGAGGACGUCUAGUCUGGUCUAGUCUGGAAUAGGAAGUAAAGUUGUCUGGAGAUUGCCAGAAUUAAUAUAAAUAAAGAGCAGGCCCUUUUUUCGGUUUAAGAACUUAAGAUAUUUUAACUUUUUGCAGCUCAAGAUAAGCUCAUUUUCAGCGGCUUAGCAUCACUAAGAAGGUAAGUAAAGAAUUAAUGUGAUACUAACCCGUGUAAAAUGGGUUCGUUCACUGAUAGGAAAACCCUGAUGCGUUGCCUAAAGCAAUUGUAGGAAAACGUUAUGAUCGAUCAGCACUACAAGUCAUCUGAAAGAGGUAAGGCCGGCAUGCUUUGAUUGCAGCAAGUUUUGUUAGAUUUUUUUUUCUUUUUUCAGCAUGACCUCGUGGCUCAGUUCGGAUCAAAGCAGGACUGAAGUGCUUCAUAAAAACAUAGCCAAAACAACAAGCUGAGCUACAACAGAGAGGAGAAUCCAAAGCUAGAACAUAACCACAGGUAUGUUAAACGUCUCAGUAAAAGAAGUCUAGUCUAGUUUAGUCUAGUGUAGGAGUUAAGAUUGUCUCGAGAUUGCCAGAAUUAAUAUAAAAGAAGAACGGGUCCUUUUUUCGGUGUAAGAGCUCUAGACAUUUUAACUUUCUGCAGCUCAAGAAAAGCUAAUUUUCAGCGGCUUAGCAUCACUGAGAAGGUAAGUAAGAAUUGUAACAAUGUGAUACUAACCUGUGUAAGAUGGAUUCGUUGGCUAAUAGCAAAACCCUGAUGCGUUGCAUAAAGCAGUUUUGGGAGAAAGUUAUGGUCGUUCAACACUACAGGUCAUCUUAAAGAGGUAAGGCCGGCAUGUUUUGAUUGCAACAAGUUGUCAGAUUUUUUCUUUAAGCAUGACCUCGUGGCUCACUUCAAAUCACGUCAAAACCAAGUAGCACAUCGAGUGCUUCAUAGGUAAUAUGUAAUCAUUUGUAAGAAUUAUCGUUUCUUCUAGACUAUCUGAAAUCUUCUAUUUACACAGCCUUUUUGGUGCUUUCCUGAUUAACUGGUUUAAUGACAACGUUUCACAAUGUCAUGUGUUUUAUAUUUUAACAUCUUUUUUUCUCUUAACAGUUUUCCGUUUUCGGCGCAGAAAAACUAGUGUUUUCAAACAAAGUAUAAUCAGCAGCCCAUCAGAAAGGUAACAGAUGACAAUUAACUGUAAGUAUUCAAUUAUGGGACAAAUUAAGGACAACCGACACGAUACCCAUCGUUACAUAUUUCGUAUGCUCAAAACACGAAUUGUCUUAAGUAAUUGUAACUGAAACUAGCUUCAUAAUAUAAUUUUUAUUUCGUUGAUGUUUUCUCAAAACAUCAGUAUAUUAUCAGUCUUUAUACGCAGUCUUUUUGAAUGUAAGUCAAGUGUAGAUUAAUGUAUUGCCAUCUACUCCAUUGCAGUUUAGGUAAUCCAGAAGAAUCCUUGUAACUUACAUCCAGUGUUGUGCUAAGCUAUCCUGUGGGGUCUAGUCCAGUGGAGUAUAUUCAUGUACAGUGCAGUGGAAACGUGCAAUGCAGUUUGGUGCAGAUCAGUCUAGCGAGGUGCAGUGACUGUCCUGUAUGGUACUUUCCAGUUAAAUACAGGUUAGUGCAGUGUUGUGCAGUCUGGUGAAGUCAAGCUCAGACUAAGAAAGUCCAGUCCAGCGAAGUGCAGUGCCGUCCAGUUCAGUCUUCUGAACUGCUGUCCGGCUCAGUCCAGUCCAGUCCACUCCACUCCACUAACGUAUGGUCCAGUCCAUUUAGAGGAAUCUGUGCCCGUACAGUCCAGUCCCGUUCAGUCCAAUUCCAAUUCAUUCCCUUCCAGCAAAGUUAAUUUCAAUCCAGCAUAGCCCAGGUGCAUACAAGUCAACAGCAGUCGAGUCUUGUCCAGUCAAGUGCAGUGCAGAGCAGUGCAAUGCGUAACUGCUUAGCCCAGUCCCGUCCCGUUCCGUCAAGUCCAGAACAACUAACUGCCGUUGAGUCUAGCACAACGCAGUCCUGCUCAGUUAAG
This is a messenger RNA of Pocillopora meandrina, 12776 nucleotides long. The record is from the annotation of a GenBank genome assembly. Lineage: Eukaryota; Metazoa; Cnidaria; Anthozoa; Scleractinia; Pocilloporidae.